AUGUGCAGUUGCAAAGACGAUAGACAAGAUGCUGGCAAGGAGGGCAGCAAGAUUGAUUCCUCUGUCCAGCCAGACUCGGCACGUCCAGGCUCUGAAUUUCAGCUCUACGGCGUCAUCGGCGGCGGCGUCGUCGGCCUCGCCGUUGCCCGCCAGCUCUCCCUUCAGCCCGGCACCUCCACCGUGCUCAUAGAGCGUCACUCCGCCGUCGGCACGGAGACCAGCUCGCGCAACAGCGAGGUCAUCCACGCCGGCAUCUACUACGGCAAGGACACCCUCAAGGCGAAGCUCUGCCUCCGCGGCAAGGACCUGCUGUACGGGCUCUGCGACAGGCACGGCGUCGCCCACAGCAGGACGGGCAAGUGGCUCGUCGCCCAGAACCACGCGCAGAGGGAGGCCCUGGAGAGGAUCCACGCCCUUUGCGCCGACGAGAUUGGCGUUGCGGUGAGAUGGGUGUCUGACAGGGAGGUCCGCGAGCGCGGCGAGGGCGUCCUGGCCAAGGCCGGCGCCCUGGAGAGCCCGACGACGGGCAUCGUCGACUCCCACGGCCUGAUGCUCUGCCUGCAGGGCCUCUUCGAGGACGCCGGCGGCAUCGUCGCCCUGAGCUCCCCCGUCGUGGGCGUCCGCCCGCUCUCCCAGGGAGGAUCCUCGCCCCCGGGCAGCGCGGGCUGGGAAAUCGACGUCUCGGACGGGCCCGGCGGCGACGUGUCCACCCUGACGGCCGAGACGCUCAUCAACGCCGCCGGUCUCGGCUCCGUCGCCGUCCACAACAUGAUUGUGCCCUCCUCGCAGCGCAGGCAGCUCUUCUACGCAAAGGGCAACUACUUCUCCUACUCGGCCUCCCGCCCCAAAAUCUCCCGCCUCAUAUACCCGGCCCCCGAGCCCGGCGCCAGCGGACUCGGCACACAUCUCACCAUCGACCUGGCCGGACGGAUCCGCUUCGGCCCGGACGUCGAGUGGGUGGACGACCCCAACGACCUCACCGCCAACGCCUCACGGCUGCAGCAGGCCGUUGCCGAAAUCCAAAAGUAUCUCCCGGAAGUCGAUGCCGGCGCCCUGGUGGCCGAUUACGCAGGUAUGCGGCCCAAGCUGGCCUCCAAGGGCGCGGCGUCGGCAACGGACAAGGGUUUCGAGGACUUCAUCGUCAGAAAGGAGCAAGGGUACGAAGGCUGGGUUAAUCUGCUGGGCAUCGAAAGCCCUGGGUUGACAAGCAGCCUUGCCAUAGCAGAAAUGGUGCAUAGGCUUCUACACGGCCAAGCGAGCACAUAG
Molecule: messenger RNA, 1266 nt
Organism: Trichoderma aggressivum f. europaeum
Lineage: Eukaryota; Fungi; Ascomycota; Sordariomycetes; Hypocreales; Hypocreaceae
Exons: 2
Coding region: 1-1266 (421 amino acids)
Molecular function (GO): (S)-2-hydroxyglutarate dehydrogenase activity
Source: RefSeq, a predicted model, not a curated record